AUGGGUUCCGGUGAUCUGAACAUGAAAAAGAGCUGGCAUCCACAGCGAUCAGGGAACGUCGCCGCCACUCAAAAAGCCGAAGCCGAAGCGAUCGCCGAGCGCAAGAAGCUGCAACAGCGCCUGCAAGAAAUCGAAGAAGAGCGGCGCAAGGAGGAGAUCCAAAAGGCCCUCGAAGCCGCCGGCGGCAAGCGCAAGAUCGACCGCGUCGAAUGGAUGUACAGCGGCCCGACCGACGGCCAGGCCGGCGACUCUGCCGAGACCGAAGCCUACCUGCUCGGCAAGCGGCGCAUCGACAAGCUCCUCCAGGACAACGACACCAAGAAGGCGCUGUCGAAACAACCCCAGCAAGAUCUUCUGUCGGCUGCCGGGCCGGCGCCGGCGGUGACCAAUGCCCGCGAUGUGGCGACCAAGAUUCGCGAAGACCCACUGCUUGCCAUCAAGAGGCAGGAGCAACAGGCGUACGAGGCGAUGAUGAACGACCCCAUCAAGCGGAGACAGCUGCUUGCAUCUAUGGGCAUUGAUGACUCGCAGAUCGCGAAGAAGGAUGGAAAAGAGGAACGACGACACAAGCACCGCUCCUCUCACCACCAUCGCUCGGACCGACAUAGGGGUCGCGACGACGACCGUGACCGCGAUAGAGACAGGGAUAGAGAUAGGCACUCCCGCCGACGCAGGUCCGACUCUCGAAGCAGGAGCCCACGGAGGCGCAGCGAUUCAGAGGAAGACUGCAGCAAGCGGCGCAGACGAGACUCGCCCGACCGGACAAGGAGGCGAGACCGGGAUGAAAGCCCCAGGAGCCGGAGAGUCAGGGACGAUAGCAGAUCGCGAAGGCAUGGGUCUCGAUCCCGCUCCAGGUCAAGGUCACCUGGCGGCGGCCGUUCAUCACGAAGAAGGGAGUAUUCCCCAGAGCGUGGUGAAAGCAGACCAUCUUCGCGCAGGGAUGACCGCAACCGUGAUCAGCGUCCACCACGGAGGGAAGAUGACCGAUCAAGAUACAACGGCGGGCUUAGAAGAGGAGGCAGACCGCCGCCGCAGCAGUCGGGUGGUGAUGACAAGAAAGAGGAGGAAGAGCGUGCCAAGAAGCUGGCUGCCAUGCAAGCGGCUGCCACCGACCUGGACAAAGCUCGCGAGGAGCGGCUCAAGGCCCUCGCAGAAGCAGAGCGAGCGGAGAGAGAGGCGGAUGAGAAGGCGCGCCAGCAGAACAAGAAGUAUCGUGGAGGUGAUGCCGGGUUCACGAGUGGCCUGCAUAGUAGGGCGGCCGACAUGAAGAUUGCGGACCGUAUGAAUGGGAGAGUUUGA
This is a messenger RNA of Sordaria macrospora k-hell, 1299 nucleotides long. RefSeq lists its product as uncharacterized. Gene Ontology annotation, biological process: mRNA splicing, via spliceosome. Gene Ontology annotation, cellular component: U2-type spliceosomal complex. The record is from RefSeq and is a predicted model, not a curated record. Lineage: Eukaryota; Fungi; Ascomycota; Sordariomycetes; Sordariales; Sordariaceae.